UCCCAGCAUUUCAUUUCAGUUCAAUUUCAAUUUCCAUUUCGAAGACUUUACUUUCUCCCUUCCAUGAACUCUCUUACCAUGUUUCCUCGGUUCUAUAGAUGGAGAUGGAAGCUCUGAAACUUGCCUUCGCCGAAUCUCGUUUUGUGCUUCAGAUUCACUCUUCAGCUUUUGAUUUGGAUUAAUCAGAAACUUUCCUCUUCCCGUUAUUUUUUUGAUCGGGUUCGGAAUUCGAUCUUCUCCUUAUCCAUUCGUAAUCGGUGAGUUCUUACUCUUCAAUUGAAUCCAGUCUAUUACUCGAUCUGAAACGCUUGAACUGAUUGCAGGUCAGAAAAGAAAUUGUGCUUUAACGCUAACUGAAGCAUGUGCGGUGGUCCUGAGAAAUCAAAAUCUCUUUCAACUGAGUCCUCAUCUGCAGUAGAAGGUUCAACUAACGUGAAAGACAUGAAAAAUCUAACUGUUCAUACUGAAGAUUCUUUUUGCUGCUUACUUGAGCUCGCUUCUAACAAUGAUUUUGAAGAUUUUAAGCUAGCUUUAGAGAGGGAUACUUCUCUAUUAAAUGAAGUUGGCCUCUGGUAUGUCCGUCAAAGUGGAUCUAAACAAAUUGUUCUUGAGCACCGAACUCCUUUAAUGGUUGCUGCUAUGUACGGGAGUAUAGAUGUUCUUAAACUUAUACUCUCAUGUCCAGAGGUUGAUGUAAAUUUUUCAUGCGGAUCAGAUAAAAGCACUGCCCUUCACUGUGCUGCUUCAGGUGGUUCUGUUAAUGCAGUGUGUGUUGUGAAGUUGCUCUUAUCUGCUGGUGCUGAUAUUAAUUGUGUGGAUGCUAAUGGAAAUCGCCCUGUUGAUGUUAUUAUUGUUCCUCCUAAGCUGGAUGGUUUUAAAGCAAUUCUUGAAGAUCUUCUUUCGGAUAGUGCUUCUGAUGGAUCUGUUGAUGACUGUUCUUUUCCUGUAACUGAUAAUUCAAGUCCUGAUUCAUCUUCUCAUUUAUCAUCAUCUGAAAAUGGGUUGCCAUCCUCUCCUGUGGCACCAAAGUUUACUGAUACAGCUGUUAAUUCUACAUCAGAGAAGAAAGAAUAUCCAGUUGAUCCAUCACUUCCAGAUAUAAAGAACAGCAUAUAUGCAACAGAUGAAUUUCGCAUGUUUUCAUUCAAGGUUCGUCCUUGUUCCCGUGCAUAUUCACAUGAUUGGACUGAGUGUCCUUUUGUUCAUCCUGGAGAGAAUGCUCGUAGGAGAGAUCCCAGAAAGUUCCAUUACAGCUGUGUGCCAUGCCCUGAUUUUAGAAAAGGGACUUGUAGACGAGGGGAUAUGUGUGAGUAUGCUCAUGGAGUAUUUGAGUGCUGGCUACACCCAGCUCAGUAUCGAACAAGGCUGUGCAAAGAUGGUACUAGUUGCAAUAGAAGGGUCUGUUUUUUCGCUCACACAGCAGAAGAGCUGCGCCCAUUGUAUGUGUCAACUGGAUCUGCUGUACCUUCGCCCCGUUCAUCUGCCUCCACUCCUAAUGUCAUGGACAUGGCUGCUGCCAUGAGCCUCUUUCCUGGUUCGCCAUCAUCAAUUUCUUCCAUGUCUCCAUCUCCUUUUGCACAGCCAAUGUCUCCAUCUGCAAGUAGCAUUUCUCACUCAUCUGCUUGGCCACAGCCAAAUGUGCCAGCUCUUCAUUUACCUGGAAGCAAUAUUCAAACUAGUCGAUUGAGAUCUUCUCUAAGUGCUCGUGACAUGCCACCUGAAGACUUGGAUGUGUUGCAAGAUUUUGAUGGUCAGCAACAGCUUUUGAAUGACUUGGGCUGUUUCUCACAGCCCCGGCCUGGUGCCAUUUCAGUGAGUCGGUCAGGUUGGUCUAAGACACUAACACCAUCAAAUCUUGAUGAUCUAUUUUCUGCUGAGAUUUCUUCAUCUCCUCGGUAUGCUGACCCAGCAGUGGCUUCUGUGUUUUCCCCAACACACAAAUCUGCUGUUUUAAAUCAGUUUCAGCAGCUUCAAAGUUCUCUGUCACCCAUAAAUACCAAUGUCUCAUCUCCUAGGAAUGUGGAGCAUCCUCUAUUACAGGCUUCAUUUGGUGUUUCUUCUCCUGGAAGGAUGUCUCCAAGAAGUAUGGAACCAAUCUCUCCAAUGAGUUCCCGAUUAGCAGCAUAUGCUCAGCGUGAAAAACAGCAGCAACAGCUGCGGAGCCUUAGUUCAAGGGACCUUGGUGCUAACAAUCCUGCCUCAGUUGUUGGGUCCCCUGUUAACUCCUGGUCUAAGUGGGGAUCUCCUAAUGGGAAUGGAAAAGUAGAUUGGUCGGUAAAUGGAAAUGAGCUAGGUCGAUUGCAAAGAUCAUCCUCAUUUGAGCUUGGAAACAAUGGGGAAGAGCCUGAUCUAUCCUGGGUCCAAUCCCUUGUCAAGGAAUCCCCACCCGAGAUCAAAGACAGGUUGGCAGGUUCUGGCCCUAUUGCAUCUGCUGAUGGACUGAAUUCCAAUCCUCAAGUAGAGUCUAUUGAUCAUUCUGUUUUAGGAGCCUGGCUUGAGCAAAUGCAGCUGGAUCAGCUUCUAGUCUAAUUACAAAAAUUGACCCUUUCCAUCUUGUGAUAGGAGGUAUUUAAUUCACAAGGUACAUAUUCUUUUUGUGAAAAUUUUUUGGGUGGAGCAAGGAGGGAAUGUAAUGUUACUGAAGCAAGGAGAGGGAUGGCUGCAAAGUUCCCUGAGGAUAAUUUGUUUUUUUUUUUUUCUUGUUAAAUUUGUCAAUUCAAUUAUUUUACUAAGAGCUUCAGGGGAGGAGGGGGUAAGAGAGCCUCUCUCUGGGCUGAAGAUUUCCAUUGAAAAAGAAAAAUUUUCUUCCAAAAAUGUGUCGUUUCAGGACUCUCUUUUUAGCUUCAUUUUACUUCGAGCCAUGCUGGGACGGUUUUAUAUAGCAACAAAACCAAUAGCUUCAUUUGUAUUCAAGUUCUCCUUUACCUGGCAAGAAUCUAUCAGUAUUUUGGCGUUGAAUGUAUAGGUUAGAGUGAGUUUCCUGUUAAGGAAAUAGAGGUGAUCUGCGCCAUUGAAUAUUUUACUGCUAGCAGCAGAUCGUUUAGCUAUAGCGAAGUUCACUGUGUUCCAUCGGUGUAUAAACUUUGUUGUAUUGGUUAUUUUUAUAUUCAAUGUAAUAGUUAUUUUAAG
Messenger RNA from Abrus precatorius (Indian licorice), 3129 nucleotides. RefSeq names its product zinc finger CCCH domain-containing protein 30-like. Gene Ontology annotation, molecular function: protein binding; metal ion binding. Bases 361 to 2529 code for a protein of 722 amino acids. The transcript is spliced from 2 exons. Lineage: Eukaryota; Viridiplantae; Streptophyta; Magnoliopsida; Fabales; Fabaceae. The record is from RefSeq and is a predicted model, not a curated record.